UGGCGCUCUAGCUGAUCCCUUCGAUACACGUUACAACUUUUGCAUACCAAGGAGAAACGACGCAUGCAGCAUCGCGUCUCGUGGUGGUAUUGCUCGCAUACUUUGCAUGAGCGAUGUUGCAGAUACGCCCUUGGACCAGAAGCAAUCAGCAUCGUCGAGCAGUCGCAUUCACUCCGUGCAAGGACUAGUGCGUGAUGCUUCUUGUUCUUCUGCUUGGUCAGAAGCAUCAAACGCUGCUCCGCGAUCGGAGGACGACUGUAGCAACAUUAGCAACUCCCAUCUUCAGUGCAGCACUCCACAAUAUCAAGAUGCUGGACUGAUGAAGCGUGCGCGCAGUGCAAGCGCUUUGCCAGUCGUUGGCGAAUCUCUGAAAAAAGUGAAGCUCUCCGAUGAGCUUAGUGGCGUUAGUAAUCAUGAGAAACCACCUAGCCCGAGAAAGAAUGAGACAGCAGAAGGUCCCGUUACAGCGCCUGCAGAGACUACUUAUUCCUUCAACGGCGAUCAACAUCAACAGCAGAGAGCUUCCCAUCUUAAUAAAAACCAAGAGUCGCUGUUUUCGUUCUAUCCUCACACCAAUUCAGUCGAGUCGCACGAGCGUAAGAACUCCAAGAGCAAGGCGCAGUCUUCUGUUGAGAGCAUCGCAGUCGCAGACCGUUGCACUUUGGUACAUCUAGAUAUGGCGUCGUGCUUUGACUCCAACUGCGACUUUUGAUAUGAAUGUAGGCCCGUCUUAUGCUGUCGCACCUGCUGCCAUUACAUACAGACACAGUGCAAAUUGAACCGACGCCAGUCUCACUCUCAGCUGAACUCCAGCCAAUUCCGCUUUGAGGGUGGUACCACAAUCAAUAUUCAUCACACACACUCACAGGCGUCCGCUCCCGCGCAUCUUCGGCUCUUUAGAUAUCACCGGGCGCUAUCCGCAUUUGUUCCCCCUGAAUUAGGUGAAGCCCCUAAAUCGUCCACCUCGAACCACAACCAAAGUCCGCGUGCACCACCGCGACCCGAUGACGAUGUUACGAGCAGCAUCAAGCGUCUGCGAGAAGAGUUCCUAUCGCCUUCGAAAGCUUCGCUCGAAGAGUUAUGCUCAACUGGCCCUACAUGCUAUCCCUAAGACACCGCGUCGAUUGAUCCAGAAUAUUGCUGAUCUUGGACCUACUUGCACUUGCAACCUGUAGACUCAGCAUUACCUCUCAUAAGCAAAUUUUUCUUGCUGUCAGUAACGGUUUGCUUCGAUAGAUAUAAAGCAAUGGCGGCUCUAAUCCGUGCUGCGCAGGAUAUCCGGAAUCGUAUUAAUACGUAUCCAGCGAGUACGACCGGGCUCGAUACGAGCACGCUGAAAGAACUACAUGCUUUAGCACUCAACGAGCGCCGAUGGGUAUGGGAAGUUGUGGGGCGUUAUCAGCCUGCGAUAACUUACGAUGAGAAGUUAUGGGUGAUACUGUGACUUUUGCUAAUCGUGCUCGCGCUGCUUUCUGUCUCUGCGGAUUCCGAGAGGUUCCGUGCCGACUAUUUUUGACCUAACAGCUAUGCUUCCAUUGCUUGUCAAUCAAUGAUUGAGCAGUAUUUAUUGUUUGCUUCAUUCUCUCGCCAUACACUAAGACUAAAUAGCUACUACUGCUAAUCGUAGUCAAGAUAUUGGACCCAAUUGUGCUCGGCAGCCAACGAGUGGAGAAGCGUUUCGGGACCGCCGUGCAGCGUCGUAUCGAUCGGGAGAUAAAUGGCAAAUCGUAUGAUUCCUGACAAGCCCCCGCAGCACCUACUCUGGGUUCCUUCUCGGCAAGGCCAGCCGUGUUCUGUGGAAGAAGGGCAUUAAUAUAAAUCAGCGAAGUGCGCGUCGUAUAUAGUAAGAAUGUCAGUAGGAGCUGGAGGACUAAUGGCAGCGCCCUGCUAUCUCAACAAAAAUAAAUCAUAAGUAACGCUUCGAGGAUGCCUUACGCCACUAUUUUGAUUCUUACUUGAUAAAACGCUUCCGAGUUCUAGUAGUUUUUAUCUUCCUACCAUCUCUUGCUGCACGUCCAGCGACAACCAACUUGAUCUGACUUUGGAAGCUACACCUUGUCAUACUGGCCAGUCCUUCGUCCUCCGUAACAAUAUCAAGACCAAUUUUCAUUUGUAUACAUUUACCAGAGAAGCGCCCUGAAUUCAACUUGGGCUCCAGCGUCGGAAUAUGAGACAUCAUUAAAAAUUUAGGGAUUGGACUCGCAUCUCACGACUUCAGAAGCAGCUCCUUAGCACUCGCAAUCGCUUCGCUGUGGUUAAUUCGUUACCAUUCCGUAUACCUAUACUACGAAGUAAACUAGCUCGAGCAAGUGACUUAUAUGCCAUAUUUCACACUUCUUCAGUGAGCGCGUCACAGCUGCGUCUAAGUCUCUGGAGAAGUAGCUUUUAAAAUCAUGCUGAUGCAUUUUGUAUUACUUCAAUCGUUUGUUAGUGCUGGUUGUAGUUCUUCUUGGAAGAUGCAUUGCCUCAAUGGCGUGGAAUGCGUCCAAGUACCUCUACGAAAAAAAUCCAAGAUUGAAGAACGAAUCGCUCGUGAUGCGAAAUUCCUUCGAGAACUAUCAGAUCUUUGCUUCUCUAGAGUGUAGAAGCAGUGUCCGAUAUUAGUAUCCAAGUAGCGGCGUCGAUGUCGAGUAACGCAGAAUGAUUAGAGCCGACUGCUUUACUAUUAGACCUGCAGGGCUAGUCCAGGCUUGUUAAAUAAUAGUGGUUGCCUGGUGCAGAAUUCGCGAAUUUUUCUCAUGUCGUUAUUUCUG
Amoebophrya sp. A25 is the source of this 2753-nucleotide messenger RNA. NCBI's taxonomy places the organism in Eukaryota, Dinophyceae, Syndiniales, Amoebophryaceae. The record is from the annotation of a GenBank genome assembly.